Messenger RNA from Erythranthe guttata (spotted monkey flower), 2558 nucleotides. RefSeq lists its product as uncharacterized. The record is from RefSeq and is a predicted model, not a curated record. NCBI's taxonomy places the organism in Eukaryota, Viridiplantae, Streptophyta, Magnoliopsida, Lamiales, Phrymaceae. Gene Ontology annotation, cellular component: membrane. Gene Ontology annotation, molecular function: protein binding.
CUCUUCCUCCACCCCAGACAAGACACAAGACAACUAGAGAAAAAUGAACCCCUAUGCACAAGAUGCAUCAUCCAUAAUAGAAGAGGAAAUCAAGAAAAAGCUCUUCAGAAAUGCCAUGAAGAGCAACUGGCAAGAAGUCAUCAACAUAUACAAACAACACCCACAGUCCCACAAGGCCCAGACCACCAGAUCCGGAGACACCGCAAUUCACAUAGCAAUAUCCGACGGCCAAGAAUCGAUAGUGGAAGAGCUCGUUUCCAUAGUCUCGAAAACCACACCCUCAGCUCUGGCCAUCGAAAACGAACUCGGAAACACGCCCCUCCACUUUGCUGCCUAUCUCGGAAACAUCGAAAUGUGCAGCUGCAUUGCAACAUCAGACUUGAAACUCAUAGGUGUGCGUAAUAAAGAAAACGAAACUCCCUUCUUUAUAUCCGUACAGCAUGGCAGAAAGCACGUUUUUCUCCGCCUCCAUUCAUUUUGUAAAAACGGAGAGGGGUAUGAAUAUGGCAGGAGGAACGAUGGCGAGACCAUUCUUCACUCCGCUAUCUCGGGAGAAUAUUUCGAUAUAGCGUUUCAAAUAAUUCACCUGUACGACAAGCUUCUCAACGCGGUAAACAUGCAUGGAUUAUCACCACUUCAUCUUCUGGCAAGCAAACCAUCUGCCUUCAGAAGUGGAAACCAUAUUAGAGGUUUCCAUAAACUUAUUUAUCAUUGUAUAUUUGUUGAUGAGCUGGAGCUAGAAUACAACCACACUCUAUCUGAAGGCCUUAACUACGAAGAAAACGCCGGAUAUCCAGAGAAUUAUCAGACCUGCGUAGGCUUCAUUUUCUUGCUGAGGAAUAUAAUAUGGGUACUGAUGGGUCACAGCAGUCAACAACAAGAUUCAAAGAAUCCAAAGGGUCAGAGACAUGUUAAUAAACAAGGAAGUAUUGUGUCUGAAGACAAUGUUGUUGGCAAAAAUCAAGAACUAGUUGGCUCUAGUAAAAACACGAUGAACCAGCAAACAGAUCCAGAGGGGCAGCAAUCAUCUGAUCCAGACGCAUCCAGCAGACCCAAAGCUCAAGGACAUCAAUUAUUUCCGGAGAACUACUUCACAUGCUUUCAUGGUCUCAAAUCUUUGUCCAAAGCAAUGCUGGUGAUUCUUGGCUUAGGGUCGAUGCAAAUAGUAAAGCUCCGAGAGAAGAAGGAGAAGCAUAUAUGGUCAGUCCAAAUCAUGGAAAAAUUGCUCGAUCAUGCAGCUUCCUAUGAAUACGAAGACAAUGGAAGGACCCCACAACAUUUACCACCACGAAUAAAAGAAACAACACCUUAUGCCCUCGUUGAUGAUGAAAGAAAGACAGAUGUGGAAAUGGAGAAGAGAGAAACACCGAUUCUUAUUGCGGCAAGGAAUGGCAUAACUGAAAUAGUGGCUAAGAUCCUCGAACUAUUUCCGGUGGCCAUACACGACAUGAACAAUGAGAGGAAGAAUGUAGUUCUGCUUGCGGUUGAGAACAGGCAGCCACACGUGUACGAAUUCUUAAUGAAACGAAAAAUAAUGAAAGAAACCAUUUUCCGCAAAAUGGACAAAGAUGGCAAUAGUGCUCUGCAUCUUGCAGCAAUGUUGGGUGAAAACAAACCCUGGCUCAUCCCAGGUGCUGCACUGCAGAUGCAAUGGGAAAUUAAGUGGUACGAGUUUGUGAAGAAUUCAAUGCCGAUGCACUUUUUCAUACGGUACAACCAGAAGGGGCAAACGCCGAGGGAAAUAUUCAGUGAAUCUCACCAGAAACUGCUCAAGGAGGGCGGAGAGUGGCUGACGAGCACCUCCGAGUCGUGCUCGGUGGUGGCGGCGCUGAUUGCAACGGUGGCGUUCGCGACCUCAGCCACCGUCCCCGGCGGAGUGAAGUCGGACAUCGGCACACCGACGCUGGAAAAUCAACCGGCGUUCAGCAUAUUCGCAAUCGCUUCCCUAAUUGCGCUGUGCUUCUCCGUCACGGCGGUCGUGAUGUUCCUGGCGAUUCUCACCUCCAGGUACCAGGAGAGAGAUUUCGGGAAGGACCUGCCGAGGAAGCUUCUAGUGGGGCUGACGUCACUGUUCGUGUCGAUAGCUUCUAUGUUGGUGUCGUUCUGCGCGGGGCACUUUUUUGUGUUGAAGAAAAAGCUACAGUACGCCGCCUUCCCGGUGUACGCAGUAACUUGCUUGCCGGUGACAUUUUUCGCCGUCGCGCAGUUUCCGUUGUAUUUUGAUCUUGUGCGGGCUACUUUCCGGAAGGUGCCACAGAGGAGCUACAAGUGAGAUCGAUCCGAACAAGAAAUUGUAUUGAGUUUGUUGCGCGCGUGGUCUUUUCAUUGUUUUCUUGGGUAAACGAAUUCCGAUUUUUAUCCCCUAAACUCAAUUUGGUUCCACAGAUUAGUCAAAAUUAAUUGAAUAGUAAAAUUUAAUUUGAUGUUCGAUUGGUGUUGUGAAAAUAAUUUUAUCGUGGUUUACACGGCUAAUUGACCCACAAUUAAUUAGAUAUCGGAAAGUUCAAUAAAGUUGUUGUAUUUUUUUAUAUUUGAGAUAAUAUUUUAAUAUUUAUUGA